Molecule: messenger RNA, 1036 nt
Organism: Meriones unguiculatus (Mongolian gerbil)
Lineage: Eukaryota; Metazoa; Chordata; Mammalia; Rodentia; Muridae
Gene: Cst7
Product: cystatin F
Exons: 4
Coding region: 157-591 (144 amino acids)
Biological process (GO): positive regulation of myelination; negative regulation of microglial cell activation; immune response
Cellular component (GO): Golgi apparatus; late endosome; lysosome
Molecular function (GO): cysteine-type endopeptidase inhibitor activity
Source: RefSeq, a predicted model, not a curated record
GUCCUGGAGAUGAAGUGCUUCUGGUUAAAAUGAUUCAGCGAGAAACCACACCCCCACCAGAGCUAUCCCACCCUGCCCUGGUCCUGGGGCUCUACUUGCCUAGCAUUUCUACCGUUAGCUCUGGCCUACUACACGCUACCCUUAACCCACAGAACCAUGUGGCUGGCCAUUCUGCUUGCCCUCUGCUGCCUGACUUCCGAUUCCCAUGGGACACACACCCCAGAUUUUUGUUCCAAAGAUCGGAACUCCAGUGUGAAGCCAGGAUUCCCCAAAACAAUAAAGACCAAUAACCCCGGAGUACUUAAGGCAGCCAGGCACAGCGUGGAAAAGUUCAACAACUGCACAAAUGACAUCUUCUUGUUCAAGGAGUCCCAUGUCAGCAAAGCCCUGGUACAGGUCGUGAAAGGCCUGAAAUAUAUGCUGGAGGUGGAAAUUGGCAGAACUACAUGCAGGAAGACCAAGCACCCCCACCUGGACAACUGUGACUUCCAAACCAACCCUGCCUUGAAGCGGAUUCUAUACUGCUACUCUGAAGUCUGGGUCAUCCCCUGGCUCCACAGUUUUGAAGUGCCUGUUCUCCACUGCCAAUGACUUCUGCUCCAUCAAUAAGACUGCGGCUGUGAUAAAUAAUACAUUCAUGUGCUCCCCAUUCUUUUCUUUUCUUUUCACCCCAGCCUGGCCAUCUCAGAUCCUCAGGGCUCUCUUAAAAAUGAGCAGACAGAAGCGCCAGUGGGUCAUGAGGUGGCUGGGAUGGGAAAAUGAUAGUGCCUUCCCGGCCAGGUUAACUGUAUUCACACUUUCUUCUAAAAUUAAUUCUGGUGCUGCACACCUACACUCAAGAUGUGGACAUAGAGAGAGAAUCCUUUGAUGGCAUUACUAGAGCAUGGGUAGAGCAAAGCAGAUACAGUAAACAAGGUGGUAAUGUGGGAAGCUUCUUGAUACCUGACUGCAUUUCUUGUCUACUUUUAACAUCUGUUGAGAACAAUGUUGAUGAGAAUGGCUUAUCCUAUGUAAAAAGCUUAUCAUCUAAAAGCAA